Canis lupus familiaris (dog) is the source of this 1068-nucleotide messenger RNA. It is a transcript of the gene FUT7, whose product is annotated as fucosyltransferase 7. Gene Ontology annotation, molecular function: alpha-(1->3)-fucosyltransferase activity. The transcript has a single exon. Gene Ontology annotation, cellular component: membrane. The record is from RefSeq and is marked provisional. NCBI's taxonomy places the organism in Eukaryota, Metazoa, Chordata, Mammalia, Carnivora, Canidae. Bases 1 to 1068 code for a protein of 355 amino acids.
AUGGGGCCCUGGGGCAAGCCUGGGAAGACAGCAUCUCCUGUGUCCCAUGUAGGGUACAGCCUCUCCCGGAGGCUCCGGGCUGUGGGGGUCCUGGCCGGAGCCGCCCUGCUUUCUGCCAUAUGGCUCCUUUGGCUGCUUGGGUCACCCCCCACCGGAGGCCCUGCGCCCCCGCACACGCUCAUCAUCCUCAUCUGGCACUGGCCCUUCAGCGACCGGCCCCCAGAGCUUCCCAGCAACACCUGCAUCAGCUUUGGGGUGGCCCACUGCCAUCUGAGCACCAACCACAGCUUGCUGGCCAGCGCAGAUGCUGUGGUUUUCCACCACCGAGAGCUGCAGACCCAGCAGGCUCGUCUGCCUCUGGCCAAGCGCCCACGUGGACAGCCCUGGGUGUGGGUCUCCAUGGAGUCGCCCAGCCACACCCACGGCCUUGGUCGCCUCGGUGGGAUCUUUAAUUGGGUGCUAAGCUACCGGCGUGACUCGGAUAUCUUCGUGCCCUAUGGCCAGCUGGAGCCUCACCAGGGGCCUGCGCCGCCACUGCCGGCCAAGAAGAGGGUGGCAGCCUGGGUGGUGAGCAACUUCCAGGAGCGGCAGCGGCGUGUCCAGGUGUACCGGCAGCUGGCGCCUCACCUGCAGGUGGAUGUGUUCGGCCGCGCCAACAGGCAGCCCUUGUGCGCUAACUGCCUGCUGCCCACCGUGGCCCAGUACCUCUUCUACCUAUCUUUCGAGAACUCACAGCACCAAGACUACAUCACUGAGAAGUUCUGGCGCAACGCGCUGGCAGCCGGCACGGUCCCUGUCGUGCUGGGGCCCCCGAGGGCCACGUACGAGGCCUUUGCACCAGCUGACGCCUUUGUUCAUGUGGACGACUUCAGCACAGCCCAAGAACUGGCCUCCUUCCUGGCUAACAUGAACGAGAGCCACUAUCGGCGCUAUUUCGCCUGGCGAGACCGGCUCCGUGUGCGGCUGUUUGGGGACUGGCGGGAACGCUUCUGCGCCAUCUGCACCCACUACCCCCACCUCCCCCGAGGCCAGGUCUACCAGGACCUCCAGGGCUGGUUCCAAGCCUGA